Molecule: messenger RNA, 1752 nt
Organism: Vigna angularis (adzuki bean)
Lineage: Eukaryota; Viridiplantae; Streptophyta; Magnoliopsida; Fabales; Fabaceae
Product: wee1-like protein kinase
Exons: 10
Coding region: 47-1525 (492 amino acids)
Biological process (GO): protein phosphorylation
Molecular function (GO): protein kinase activity; ATP binding
Source: RefSeq, a predicted model, not a curated record
GCUAAAACUGUGUGAUUGAUCGUGAUCGUGGUGGUGGAAGACGAAGAUGAAGGGGAAAAGCCACAAGAUUGGAAAGAAGCAGAGUAGGAAGAUGAAGGGCGCGUUGACUAACAGCACCACCAGGCACUUGCAGCUUCAGCUAGGUCAAGUCUCCCUCAUUCCUCUCAACCAACCAUCUUCUACCACUUCUUCCGAUGUUUCUUGCUUCCAGAACCUUCUGCAUUCCGAACCUCCCAACACGUCUUCAUCGCGCGUUCCGCUCACCGACGAUUCCUUCGCCGACGACAGAUACUGUAUUCUCAGCCAGGACUUCUUCUGCACUCCGGAUUACAUCACUCCGGACAAUCAGCAUACUUUGAAUGGCUUUGAUUGCGAUAUGGAUACACCAUGCCCCAAAUCGCCUGAGAAGCUUAACACUACGAAGAGUAAGAGAUGUCGACCAGAUGUUAUGUCGGUUCAACCUCUCAGCCCCACCUUUUCUGGUGACCAUCAGCCAGCUGUGGAACUGGGAAAGGAUUCUGUUGACGACGAAUUUGCUUUGGAGAAAACAAUAGCAGCUGCUAAACCAAAGGGUCAGAAUUACGUGUCCCAAUCUGCAAUUGCAUUGCGUUUCCGGGUUAUGCCUCCUCCUUGCUUUAGGAACCCAUUUUUAAAAGAUGUUACAGAAAAGGAGAUUGAUUCUUUUGGAAACCAAAGAUUGAAAUGUGCAGGCCUCUUCCCUGCAAUCAGUGGUGGUGACGGGCUUUCACGCUAUCGUGCUGACUUUCAUGAAAUUGAGCAAAUUGGUGGAGGGAACUUUAGUCAUGUUUUCAAAGUAUUAAAACGACUAGAUGGAUGUUUGUAUGCUGUUAAACGGAGCAUCAGACCGUUACGCCUUGAAACAGAAAGGACAAAAGCUUUGAUGGAAGUUCAAGCUUUGGCGGCCCUAGGUUUGCAUCAGAACAUCGUGGGCUACUAUUCUUCAUGGUUUGAAAAUGAACAGCUGUACAUUCAGAUGGAGUUAUGUGAUCACAGCUUAUCUAUAAGAAAAUGCCCAGAGGCAUUUACAGAAGCACAAGUGUUAGAUGCCUUAUUUCAGGUUGCCAAUGCUCUGCGAUUUAUUCACGAGAAGGGAAUGGCUCAUCUAGAUGUGAAACCCAAUAAUAUUUAUGUGAAGAGUGGUGUUUAUAAACUCGGUGAUUUUGGAUGUGCGACUCUUCUUGAUAGUAGCCUCCCAAUUGAAGAGGGUGACGCACGUUAUAUGCCCCAGGAAAUUCUUAAUGAAAAUUAUGAUUAUCUAGACAAGGUUGAUAUCUUCUCCUUGGGAGCUUCUAUUUAUGAACUAAUCCGCAGAUUGCCUUUGCCAGAAUCAGGAUGUCAAUAUUUUAACCUCAAGGAAGGCAAGUUUCCCCUCUUGCCUGGUCAUUCCUUGCAUCUUCAAAACUUGCUCAAGGUCAUGAUGGACCCUGAUCCGGUUAAGCGGCCUUCUGCUAGAGAAUUGGUAGAAAACCCAAUUUUUUGUAAGAAGAUUCAAAGAAUUGCGUGAAGUUAACCACGAAUUAUUUUUGCUUUUGGGUUGGAUCAUACAUGAUCGGUCCUGAUUGUUUCAUGGCCAAUUUUGUGAAAUAUCUUUUUCGGAUAUAUAUAUAUAUAUAUAUGCACCAAACUUUUCUCGAGAAUGGAGCAAAAAUUGUAAAUUUAAUGGUCUAAUGAUUCAUUGGAUUGUACUACUGAUGUGCAAAUGACAAUUGGCAAAUAAAAACCUUACUUUGA